This is a messenger RNA of Paracoccidioides brasiliensis Pb18, 402 nucleotides long. RefSeq lists its product as uncharacterized. Gene Ontology annotation, molecular function: structural constituent of cell wall. The transcript has 3 exons. Gene Ontology annotation, cellular component: fungal-type cell wall. The record is from RefSeq and is a predicted model, not a curated record. Bases 1 to 402 code for a protein of 133 amino acids.
AUGAAGUUCUCCCUGACUGCUGUUGUCCUGGCUCUUGCCACCGCCGCCGUCGCUGCCCCAGGUGGUAACUACAAGGGUGCUGGUCCCAGGGAAGAAGGUCCUUCGAUCUCGAGACAGUGUGGUCAAGCUCAGAUCUCCUGCUGCAACAAGCAGAUCAGCACCGUCAAUGGUGGUGAUAAGAACUCUGGUCUCCUUAAUGGUGUCCUCGGCACUGUCAUCGGCAAGGGCGGCAGCGUCGGUAUCUUUGAUCAGUGCUCCAAACUCAGCCUCAGCGCCCUUAUUGGUGUCACAGACAACUUGAACUCUCAAUGCAAGCAGACCGUGGCAUGCUGCCAAGGAGAUAGCAAGGCUGAGGGUCUCGUUGCCCUUAACCUCCCUUGCAUUCCUAUCGCCGCCCUCUAA